ACGGCCACAGAUUCAUCUCCUCAUCUAACAUUACAUCCGACGGCUGUAGAUCAUCCUCUGUGUUUCGGCGAACACUUCCCCAAAUAUUAGGGUUUGUUCUUCGCAUUGCUCAAACCCUCGAACACUUUACACGCUACACAGAUUUUCCCUCAUUUUUUUUCUUUUUCUCAUAAAUCUUAGUUUCUAUUUUCCGGGGAAAAACAUGGUGAAUGGUCCAGGUCUCUACUCCGAUAUCGGAAAGAAAGCUCGAGAGCUUCUGUUCAAGGAUUAUCAGAACGACCACAAGUUCACUAUCACCACUUACACUUCCACUGGAGUGGAAAUCACUUCAACUGGAAUCAGGAAGGGUGAGAUAUAUUUGGCAGAUGUCAACACUAAGCUGAAGAACAAGAACAUCACAACCGAUAUUAAAGUUGACUCGAAUUCAAAUCUACUUACUACUGUUACCGUGGAUGAACCUGCACCUGGACUCAAAUCCAUCUUUAGCUUCAUUUUCCCAGAUCAGAAAUCUGGCAAGGUUGAACUCCAGUACCGGCACGAGUAUGCUGGAAUAAGCACCAGCCUUGGAUUGACAGCAACUCCCAUUGUUAACUUUUCUGGUGUGGUUGGAAAUGAUUUGGUUGCUGUUGGGACUGAUCUUUCAUUCGAUACUGCCUCUGGAAACUUUAUCAAAUAUAAUGCAGGGCUAAACUUCACUCAUGCUGACCUUAUUGCGUCCCUAACCGUAAAUGAUAAGGGUGACACCGUCAAUGCAUCAUACUAUCAUGUUGUAAGCCCGUUGACAAACACUGCUGUUGGUGCCGAGCUUUCUCACAGCUUUUCUAGCAAUGAAAACAUGCUGACUAUUGGCACACAGCAUGCACUUGACCCCCUAACAUUGGUGAAAGCUCGGGUGAACAACUAUGGCAGGGCCAAUGCUGUGAUCCAGCAUGAUUGGAAUCCAAGAACCCGGGUCUCUCUCUCAGGUGAAGUGGAUACCGGGGCAAUUGAGAAGAGUGCAAAGGUUGGUCUUGCCGUGGCCUUGAAGCCUUAGAGCCUAGUUUGAUUCUGCGAUUUCAUCGAUUGUGUCUCUCAUUGUGGAGGCAAUAAGUUUAGUGGUGGGGAUUCACUUUCCCAAUGAACAUUUAGUCCUUCAUUUUGGAGUUCUUGAUUAUCGUUACAUAUCUUGGUGGGCUUGGGAUGUAAAAAUAAUUAUAAACAAAUUUUAAAUUUGCCUGUAUUUUAUUCAACGAAUCAACACGGAAGGCAUUGAUUGAUUCACCUUUGAGUUGUUUUUGAACUUGAAAGGUGAUAGUUUCUGUAAAUCAGAUUCUUGUUCAGUGUAUAUCGAAAAUUUAACGCAGAGGACAGUAGUAAAUGCA
Molecule: messenger RNA, 1361 nt
Organism: Arachis stenosperma
Lineage: Eukaryota; Viridiplantae; Streptophyta; Magnoliopsida; Fabales; Fabaceae
Product: mitochondrial outer membrane protein porin of 36 kDa-like
Exons: 6
Coding region: 203-1033 (276 amino acids)
Biological process (GO): monoatomic anion transmembrane transport
Cellular component (GO): mitochondrial outer membrane
Molecular function (GO): voltage-gated monoatomic anion channel activity
Source: RefSeq, a predicted model, not a curated record